UAUAUGCGAUGUAAUAUUUUUCAGUUAUGCUUUAUUGUUAUAUUACCAAUAUAUAGUUCCAAAUAAACGUUUUGUGCAUACGUUAAGCAUAUCGUUAAGAUUUGCCGCUCAACUAAAGUAUGCUCUCUUUUAGAAACUUUAAUUUUUAAUGAAAAACCUAUGAAUAUGUUUGAUAUAUAUCUCGUACGGAUAUCAAUAAGAUUCUAUCUGAAAGAAAAUGACGGUCCAAACUUGAAGUCGCCAUUUCCUCUUCACCUAGGUAAAAUUGAAUCGACAUCAGAAAUGAGACCACGAGGCGAAAGAACUAAGCCACUAGAGUUUUCUAUUUUGACGGUUUACUAAAUAUAAUCAAGUGUUUGUUUCUUUGCUCGAAUCUUUUGAAUUUGUUCGUGAUCGUUAAGAAAUCGAAAAGCCAAGCUACUCGACUUCAUAUUGUCGUUUUAUAUAAAUACAAAUAUUACAAAGAAAAUAUGAUAUAAUAUAAGAUAUGUCAAUUUCCGAAGCAAACUAGAUAUGUAGGCUUCUCAUGACCUACAAAGAACACAAUCCAACCAGCUAUCUUUUGCCGCCCUAUUAUAUUUAACGUUCGUAUUUAUCCUUACUAUCUCUUUCAUUUCCAAAACUUGCUCUUCUUCAUUAAAUUCAAAAAAAACAUCCGUAAUCCCCAGAAAGAAUAAGAAAAAAAUAAUAAAGUCGCAAUUAACAAUUAUACAGAGUAUCCACUGAAAUAAAAUUCACAUAUAGGAAAACAUUUUUAUAUGUUAUAGACAAUUUGACAUUGACAAGUACUACUGUGUUAUCUCUCUUUUUCUAUUAGCCGCAGUUUAUGAUAAAUUAAUUAUUAUAAACGCAACAUUUUUAUUAAAAAACAUGAAUAGAUCCAAAUUGUUUUUUGUUUUCUCUUUCCAUUUGUCUCUUCUCAUAAAAAGUAGCCUCUUUUUUACCAUCUCAGCCGCUCCACACGAUGUUUUCAGAGUCUCUAGCACAAAAAACAACACGCAUGUCACUGUCUCUCUCUUCAUUUGACUCUGUUCCACUCCCUCACUAACUCGCUAUAUAAAUAUAAGAGCCUCCCCAUGAAUUUCAUGCAUCAUUCAAACCAACAUGCAGAAAAACGCCUUUAAACCCUAAUCUCUCCCCAAACAAAAAACAACUUUUAGACACACAAAUAAAUGGAAAACGAAGGAAACGUUGGAACGGCAAGCAGUUCACGAUGGAACCCAACAAAAGAUCAGAUAACGCUACUGGAAAAUCUUUACAAGCAAGGAAUACGAACUCCGAGCGCCGAUCAGAUUCAGCAGAUCACCGGCAGGCUCCGUGCGUACGGCCAUAUCGAGGGUAAAAACGUCUUUUACUGGUUUCAGAACCAUAAGGCUAGACAACGCCAAAAGCAGAAACAGGAGCGCAUGGCUUACUUCAAUCGUCUCCUCCACAAAACCUCCCGUUUCUUCCACCCUCCUCCUUGUUCAAACGUGGGUUGUGUUAGUCCGUACUAUUUGCAGCAAGUAGGUUUGAAUCAGCAACAUGGAAGUGUAUACACAAACGAUCUUCUUCACAGAAACAAUGUGAUGAUUCCAAGUGGUGGCUACGAGAAACGGACAACCACAGAACAUAAGAAACAACUUUCAGACUCAACAUCAACUAGAAUGCCAAUGUCUUCGAGCUCACUCAGAUAUGACAGAUUUGCCCUUCGUGAUCACUGUUAUUACGGUGAGGGCAUUAACGGCAAUUCCAGUGGGCGGAAAACACUUCCUCUUUUUCCACUUCAGCCUUUGGAUGCCACUAAUGACGAUGGUGUUGGAAAUUCCAGUUUUGCCCUUGGUAGUGAUUCUCCGGGGGUUUGUUCUGGCGACGGUGGCGGCCGAGAGCAGCCGUUUAUUGAUUUCUUUUCUGGUGGGACUAGUCGUCGUUUCGAUAGUAGUGGAAAUGCGUUGUAACGAGGGGUUAAUGAAACUUAUAUUUUAUGUUAUCGUUAGUUGCUUUUUUUUUUUUUUUUUUU
Messenger RNA from Arabidopsis lyrata subsp. lyrata, 1999 nucleotides. RefSeq names its product WUSCHEL-related homeobox 2. Gene Ontology annotation, molecular function: DNA-binding transcription factor activity; DNA binding. Gene Ontology annotation, biological process: plant organ development. The transcript has 2 exons. The record is from RefSeq and is a predicted model, not a curated record. NCBI's taxonomy places the organism in Eukaryota, Viridiplantae, Streptophyta, Magnoliopsida, Brassicales, Brassicaceae. Bases 1173 to 1937 code for a protein of 254 amino acids.